Molecule: messenger RNA, 333 nt
Organism: Pieris macdunnoughi
Lineage: Eukaryota; Metazoa; Arthropoda; Insecta; Lepidoptera; Pieridae
Source: the annotation of a GenBank genome assembly
AUGUCGAAUAUACCGCUAGUACGUCGCGCUAUUGUGGGUGCCUCUCUGGCCCAUACUCCAGUGGAAAUGCAAUUAGUAAACCAAGUUCAAGAAGAUCAGUGGACUCCAGCGGCUUUGGAGAGAGCUGGGUCUACUCUUAAGGCUCUGAACCGUAUGGCUAAAAGACCACCCGUAAAUAUACUCUUCGAAGAUGUUUGUUAUACUGUCAGUUCUAAAAAAGUUGAAUUACUUCUACAUACAUCUAAUAGCCGAGGAGUUCUUGCAUUAAGCUCACCCUUACCAGUCACGUAUUCCUUAGUACCUUCCUUCCCACUUCAUACAUGUAAUGAAUAA